AUGGUUUGUGGGGAUCGCCAUGUCGCGGGGAUACAAAGGGAAGAAGAAAAUGAGAGCAGCAGCAGCAGCAGCAGGAGGAGGACAGAAGCAGGAGGGGCAGGAGCAGGAGCAGGAGCAGGAGCAGGAGCAGGAGCAGGAGCAGGAGCAGGAGCAGGAGCAGGAGCAGGGGCGGGAGUAGGAGCACGAGCAAGAGCAGGAGCAGAUGACAGAGAAUUCGAGGAACGCAAAGAGCAUGCAGGCAGUUCGAACGAGCGUGAUGCUACCGUUGAAGAGGAGCCAUCAUGUAGAGCUCUGUCAAGGACAAGGUCCUUCUCCUCUCAGAGCACGGAGAUGGCCGUGGGCCCUUCGAGCGGCGCAGAAAAGAGGAACUCGGACCCCUCCUCUGUCGCCGUCAUCGUCGGAGCAUCGCGCGGGAUCGGACUUGCCAUGGCUUCAGCCCUCCCUGACAGGUUCCAGGGACGGAUUAUCACGGCUGUCCGCAACCCGCAGGGAGCUCAGGAGCUCCUCCAGCUCAAGGAGAAGUUCUCAGAUCGUCUUGAGGUUGUGCCGAUGGAUAUCACGGUGGAGGAGAGCGUUGCGGAAGCUGCCAAGAUGAUUGAGGCGAAGACUAAUGGAAGGGUUGACCUGCUCAUCAACACCGUCGGCGUUCUGCAUGAUAAAACGUUCAACGAGCAGGUGAGAACGAAGGAGGAAGACAAGGAGGAGGACGAGGAGGAGGAAAGUAAGUAG
Molecule: messenger RNA, 729 nt
Organism: Guillardia theta CCMP2712
Lineage: Eukaryota; Cryptophyceae; Pyrenomonadales; Geminigeraceae
Exons: 6
Coding region: 1-729 (242 amino acids)
Source: RefSeq, a predicted model, not a curated record